This is a messenger RNA of Lycium barbarum (goji berry), 1999 nucleotides long. RefSeq names its product F-box protein SNE-like. The coding region runs from base 669 to 1118 and encodes 149 amino acids. NCBI's taxonomy places the organism in Eukaryota, Viridiplantae, Streptophyta, Magnoliopsida, Solanales, Solanaceae. The record is from RefSeq and is a predicted model, not a curated record. Gene Ontology annotation, biological process: regulation of gibberellic acid mediated signaling pathway; gibberellic acid mediated signaling pathway. Gene Ontology annotation, cellular component: SCF ubiquitin ligase complex. The transcript has a single exon. Gene Ontology annotation, molecular function: protein binding.
UCCGGUCUUAGUGACCCCAUCCCUAUAACUCCCAAUAUCUAACAUCCCCGUCAAUCUAAUAAUUCAGAAGCUAGUCUUGGAUUCUUGGUUCUAGCUCUUCUGCCCCUUUCAAAUUUUUCCAUUUGGCUUCUUCUCUUCUCUCUUCGAUACCUACGACCCCUUCCCCCCUGUUCCAGCCGCCCCCCCUCCCCACAACCAAACCUCCUUAAGUCAAAACCCUUUGUAUUAAUUUCUCUACAAAGACACAUUAUUAUUAUAACUUCCAUUUUACUCAUCUAAAAAACCUCUAGCUUUAACUAAACAUAAUGGGAACCAUUUUUUUCAUCAAUUCGUGACUUAUUGUAUUUUUUACAUAAUUUUUGAAUAUGUUAAUUUUAUUUUAAAUAAAUUAAAGAUUUUAUAUUCAAAUUUACGGUCAAAAUCUGACAGUUUAACUUUUGAAAUUCAAACCGUGCCAUUGAGACAAAGGAAGUAAUUAUUCACAAGCUAGUUUUGGAUUCUUGGUUCUAACUAUUUUGCCCCUUUGGUACUUUUCCUUUUGGCUUCUUUUCUUCUCUCUUCGAUACCUACCACCCCAUUAGUACUACAUUAAUUUCGUCUCUACAAAUACCCAUCAUUACUUCCAUUUUACUCAUCUAAACAAAAACCUGCAGCUUUAAUUAAAAAUAAUGGGAACCAAUACCAAUUUUUUCAUCAAUGAUAAUGAAGAUGUGCUGAUUGAGAUAUUGAAGAGGCUGGAUGGUCGUUCACUAGGAGUGUCCGCGUGUGUAUGCAAGCUAUGGUGCACCAUCACUCGUAACGACUCAUUGUGGGAGCAUCUCUGCUUCCGCCACGUGUCACCACCACCAGAGGGUGUGAGGACGGUGGUGUUGGCUCUCGGAGGGUACCGGAGGAUGUACAUGGUGUGUGUAAGGCCAGUGUUGAAUAGACUGAGAAUAUGCAGACCGACCGGAGUGGAAGAUUAUUGGAUUCGACAUGAAGUGGAGUUGUCGUUGUCGUUGUUUUGUGUGGAGUAUUAUGAAAGAGUGUUGUUAGGUGGUGGUGGAGGAGGAAGACAUGGUGGUGAUGGUGGUUGCACGUCGUCGCUUAUGUUCCUUUGCAAGGCUGUGAACGUUUGAAGUUGGAGAUAUGAAGCCUCAUUAUUCUUUUAUCUUAGUUACGUACUUUCAUUUCUCUUCUUGUCGUGUUUGGUAAAUGACAUUUGUACUAUUUGAUGAUAUUAAUUACUCCCUCAGUCUCAAUUUGUAGGAAGGUUUAAGAUGAAAGAAAUUACUUUGAAAUUUGUGCUCUAAAAUAAGUCUUACAUAUUUGUGUGUCAUAAAUCAUUUUAUUAAGAAUAAAAUAAAAAGUUUAUAGUUAAAUUAUCAUUUAAAUAUAGAAAGAUAUCGUCAUGAAGUGGAGUUGUUGUUAUUGUUUUUUUUUUUUUUUUUUUUUUUUGUGUGGGGUAUCAUGAGAGGGUGUUGUUGGGUGGUGGUGGUGGAAGACAUGGUGGUGAUGGUGGUUGCACGUCGUCGCUUAUGUUUCUUUGCAAGGCAGUGAAUGUUUGAAUUGAAGUUCUAAAUUAAAUUUGGAGAUAAGCUUCAUUAUUCUUUUAUGUUUAAGUAUUUUCAUUUUUUCUUCUUUUCGUGUUUGGUAAAUGAAAUUUCUAAUAUUUGAUGUUAUUUAUUACAAAAAUUUCUGAAACUUGUGGUCUAUAAUAAACCUUAUAUAUUUGUGUUGUCUAUAUAUACAUUAUAGGAAGUUUAAAAUUAAAUUGUUACUAAAUUUAGAAAAAUAUAGUUUUUAUUGGAUUCGACAUGAAGUGGAGUUGUCGUUAUCGUUGUUUUGUGUGGAGUAUUAUGAAAGAGUGUUGUUGGGUGGUGGCAAGUGGCGGUGGUGGUGGAAGACACGGUGGAGAUGGCGGUUGCACGUCGUCGCUUAUGUUCCUUUGCAAGGCUGUGAAUGUUUGAAUUAAAAGUUUGAAGUUGGAGAUAUGAAGCCUCAUUAUUCUUUUAUCUUA